Molecule: messenger RNA, 1563 nt
Organism: Diaporthe batatas
Lineage: Eukaryota; Fungi; Ascomycota; Sordariomycetes; Diaporthales; Diaporthaceae
Exons: 3
Coding region: 361-1344 (327 amino acids)
Cellular component (GO): cytosol
Molecular function (GO): holo-[acyl-carrier-protein] synthase activity; magnesium ion binding
Source: RefSeq, a predicted model, not a curated record
UGCUAUUACAAUCGCUUCGCCCUGCUGGUGAGGGUCUGCAAUACUGGGCAAGACGCUCUUGACCCGGGCCGUGCCGUUGCAAGUUCACACGUGCUUACAGUAGCUUCGAUCUAGCGGGCAAUGUGGGCAGAGGCUGACCCGUUGUAUGAAGUGAACCGCACAGGUCUGCUCGGGCGACAGGGAUUUGGGGUGUCUGUGUCUGUAAGAGCUCGACCGGCAUCAGCGGAUCAGCGCGAUCGGGCCCACUGUCGGGUUCGGGGGGAGCAAGCACCAUACAUACAUAGCCUUUAUACUUGAACCGCGGUCAGCCCGUCUUCCAACCUGGGCCAGUCCCUAUCAGACACCUCCCACGGCCGACCGAUGGCGCAGACAGCAGACAAACCCGUGAUUGUGCAGUGGAUCGUGGACACGCGGGAGCUAUGGCCGAGCGCCGACAAGACGGCCCAGCUCGAGACAGUGGCGGCGAGGGCCCUCGCGCUGCUCACCGAGGAUGAGCGCAAGGCAGUGCUGCGGUACCUGUUUGUGCGCGACGCCAAGAUGUCGCUGGCGUCGCAGCUGCUGAAGCACUACGUCGUGAGCAGGUUCUGCGGGGUGCCGUGGUGGGAGACCAAGAUCACGCGCAACGCAAAGACCAAGCCCGUGUACGUGGACCCGGCCACGGGCAGGUCGCCGGUCGAGUUCAACGUGACGCACCAGGCGGGGCUGGUUGCGCUGGUGGCGUCCUACGGCGGCGAGGGCGUCGAGGGGGGCGUCGAGGGGGGCGUCGAGGGGGGCGUCGAGGUCGGCGUCGACAUUGUGUGCGUCAGCGAGAGGCGCGACCGCGACCACGCUGCCAUCGGCCGGGAGGGGUGGCCGUCGUUUGUGGACAUGCACGCCGACGUGUUCGCCCCGUCCGAGGCCAACUACCUCAAGUACCAGGUGCUGAGCGCGAACCCGGGGCUGCCGGCCGGGGCCACGGCCGAGCAGGUCACCGACGUCAAGCUCCGGUUCUUCUACACGCUGUGGUGCCUGCGCGAGGCGUAUGUCAAGAUGACCGGCGAGGCGCUGCUUGCGCCGUGGCUCAAGGUGCUCGAGUUCAGGAAGUUCAGGCCGCCGCAGCCCACGGCGUCCUUUGAGUCGCGCAACGAGGACGGGUCGGACGUGGUCAAGGAGCACGACAUCUGGUUCAGGGGCAGCAGGGUCGACGAUGCCAACGUGUGCCUCCGGUCGCUGGGGCCGGACUACAUGACCUGCACGGCAGUCAGGACGCCUCAGCAGCACGAGGUGGGCCUGGGCCUGGACCUGGGGCCGUUUGAGAUGCUCCGCAUUGAUGACAUCUUGGAGUAUGCCGAGUCUAGGGUAUAAGACAGACGUGGACAGAUAUAGACAGACGCAUAUGCAUAUCGACGGCGGGCUGUGACAUGACAACUGAGCAGAGUCGGCUCUCGUUGCUGGCCGUCACCCUCGAGCUGCUGCUUACCGUCCCGAAUGUUGUUUGAAACGGUGCAGGCGGGCUCGUGGCCAUGAUGUGCUGACCCUCCACCCUUCACCUUUGAAACGAAACACGUUGACCAUGUUCCCGAG